Trematomus bernacchii (emerald rockcod) is the source of this 4549-nucleotide messenger RNA. RefSeq names its product immunoglobulin superfamily, member 8 (gene igsf8). NCBI's taxonomy places the organism in Eukaryota, Metazoa, Chordata, Actinopteri, Perciformes, Nototheniidae. The transcript is spliced from 8 exons. The coding region runs from base 244 to 2148 and encodes 634 amino acids. The record is from RefSeq and is a predicted model, not a curated record.
CCUGUGAUGCCAAACCUCCAUGGCUGGGCUGAAUGGCAUGUCUGUCGAGGCGGUAUAAUCUAAAAGCAAACCGGGACAUUAUGGAGCAGACGGUGUGUUGACGGAGAUGCGACGGUGCAUGAAAAAGUUGGCCUCCGCGGCGGGAUGAAGUAUGAUCGGCGAUAAACACGCAGAGGAACACCGAGAGAGAAAUUUAAGUCAACUUAAUCCAUCUGGACAUCGGGGGGGAAGAUAAGGACCGUGAUGGCUUCGAUGAAAACAGCAUUAUUCGUGUUGCUACACUGGGUGCUCCAGUGCGCUGUGUGUCGCGACAUAUCUGUUCCUCCUGGGACCCUUUACCGUGUUGCAGGGUUCCCCCUCUCCCUGCCCUGUGCUGUGUCAGGGUUUGAAGGGCCACGCACGCAGGACUUUGAGUGGUUCCUGUACAGAGAUGAUGCUGGUGGCAGGCAGAUGGGAGUGGUGUCCACCAGGGACAAGGGCUUCCCUUACGCCCCAUUUCAGCCUCGGGUGAAGAAUGGGGAGGUGAGGGUGGAGAGGGAUUCGGGGGACAAAGUCCGACUGGUGAUCCAGAGACUUCGAGCUGAAGACCAGGGGAAGUACGAGUGCUACACACCCAGCACGGACAGCACCUACCAGGGGAACUAUAGCGCCUCAGUGCCUGUCAAAGUGAUCCCUGACACACUCCAGGUCAGCUACACCCGCUCCCUCACCGGCCAGCCCGUGCCCGAGGGGGCCGAGUUAACUCUGACAUGCUCAGGCGGCAUCCAAUCAGAGCAGCUCACCCAUCUGUCCAUCACGUUUGGGAAGCGCAAUAAUGGAGAGGGCUUGGGGGCCGAAGGUGGAGGGCAGGUCAGCAACAUAAGGGAGAUUAUCUCCAUCGACAAGCUGCUGGGGGUCGUCCCUGGACGUAUGUACAAGAAGCGGUACGACGAUGGAGAGAUCACGCUGGAGAAGAGGAACAAGGAAGGGGGACUGGGCGAGUACGUGAUGAAGAUGAGGGCCGUGCAGCCAGACGACACCGGCUCCUAUUUCUGUGAGUCCAUGCAGUGGAUCCGGGACCCCGAUCGAUCCUGGCAGAAGAUCGCACAGAGGACGCUGGAUAUUGGCAACUUGACCGUUCAGCAACUAGCGGAGUCUCUGAGUAUAACGUCCUCUCCCCGAGGGGAGGUGACCCUGCAGGUGGGGGCUCCUCUCAUCCUGACCUGUGAGGUGUUAGGGCUGCCGGCGGAGGUAAACUCAGGGCUGCUGGUUCAGUGGAUGAAGAGAGGAUCAGUCAGCAGCGAUGGAGCUAGGAGCGGGGGGGUCGAGGUGGAGGUGGCCCGGAUGAGCCCGGACGGUGUUGCGAGCUGGGGAGACGACCUCAGCCGAGCGAGUGGGGGCUCCAUGGAGAAAGUGGCGGGGGGGAGAUACACUCUGAAGCUGUUCUCAGGCCAGCCUUUAGACUCUGGGGUGUACCGGUGUGUGGUGAGUGUGUACGCCGGGAGAGCCAACCCUGACCCGUCUACUCCUGUAACACUCACCCAGAGGUCUGAGGGGGUCACCGUCAACCUCAAAAGCAAAGAUGUGCUGGUUGCAGCUGUGGCUCAGCUCCUUCGAGGCCCUCUGCUAAAACGAGGCAACACCAUCACCCUGAUCUGCAACAUCACCGUGACGACCACAGGCCCCGCCCAGGCGCAGGUGCAGUGGCUGCGGAGGCCAAUCCCUCCUCGAGUUAUCAAGAGGGAGGAGAGCCCGGCCUCUGCUGUUACUGUACCGGACCCCCCUGUGGAGGAGGGGCCCAGCCUGGUAGCCGCCCUCAUGUACGACGGUGUUGCAAAGAUCUACGUCAACACUAGCGACGUUAGCAUCGACCGCCUGUCCGCUGGUAGCUACAGACUGAGGGUCCACUCGGCUACCAUGGAUGACCAGGGCAUGUAUGCGUGUCAUGCCCAGGCGUGGGGUCAGGACCCCCAUGGAGGCUGGUACAACACAGGGGCCAGAGCAGAGUCCAAUGCAGUGACCGUCUACAUGUAUUCCAGAGCUGAAGACCUCCUGCUCAUCCCUCUGGUGGUCGGAGUCUCUUCGGCCUUGUUUGUGGGCAUCCUCAUCAUCUCAACAGUGACCUGUUGCUUCAUGAAGCGGCUGGCAAAGCAGCGCACUCCAAAAUAAGUAAACCCGCUGUUUGCUGCCGAUCUGAAGUCUGAAUGUUCGCGAAAAGGUGAUGCCCAGAACAUAGCGGGAUACAAAUGGCUGAGAAAUAACUUUUAGACAAGAAUGAAGCGAAAAAGACCCUGCUGGUUUUCUGUGUUUAGACAUUACUGUUUAACAACCAAUGCCAAAAGAUUGUGUGUUAAAUUAUCUUGUAUUUUUGUAUCCAAAACUCCUCUGGACAUAUUUUAGUCACCAUACAUGACCCUUACUGGGCAAAGACCUAACAUUGUUGUAGUCCAUUUCCACGUUAGCUUAACCUACAUUUUUUAAUCAUCCCUUUGUUCCAGUUUAACUUUCUGUCUAGAAUGGAAAAUGGUAAAAAUACACAAGAAAAGCAAGAUUUCUGUGACGAGGUAGAAAGUAAAGAAGGUACUGCAGUUUCCUUUUGUCUAUCACAUGAGAGGAAUCUUAAAGUUACUGAAGAAAUUCUCAAGGAAAAUCAAACAAACUGCCCUCUUAAAAGUCAUGGUUUGAUCAUUUCAAUUUGAAGGUCAGAUAUUUUGUAUAACGCUGUUAUGUUUUUCUUUUAACGUUGUUGUGUGUGUACAUGGUUAAGCCUCUAGCACUGCCACUGACAGUCACAUGAAUGCUGAUGGGAGCAGUUCAGCCUCCAAAACGUAAUCUAAGCAGGGACCUUCCACUGCCUGCAGCCCAGAACCACUCUGCAUGUAAACACAGUCUCUGUCUGUUACUUAAUAAGGCAGGCGCUGGCUGGAGGCUUUCUAAUGCCAAGACCAAUUGAGAAUCAAUUCUAAACACAAGCAUUCCUCGCCUGUGACGCUUCACACUGAAGUGAGUUUUCUAUAUUGUCUUGUAUAGAUUCGACUAAGAUAAAUGGACAAUAUAUCCAGUUUGCACUGAGCUAAUAUGUAAAUAUUGUAUGGAGUUUAGCAGUUUUUAUUUUUCUUGAUGUGAGUAAGACUAUGCUGUCUUUGGCAAAGCGCCUGUGUUUAACAUUCUGCACCAGUCUGUUCUUUUUGUGAAGCACUUGGACACAAAUGGGACUGGGACCAAAGCCCCUCUGUCUCCUGCUUUUACUUGAUAUUCUUCAGGCUGAAAAGUCACUCCUUUGCUGUACUAGAGCAACUACUUUUAAAGUGCUUUUUGUCCUAUUGCCCUUUGUGUCUGAGACAGAAAACAGUACUGUGAAAAAGAAUCCUCUGUUAAACCAAAUAACAGAAAACAAUUUGUGUUGAUUCACACAGUUUGGGUUUCUUGUCCCCGAGGUGAAAACCUCCUAAGCAGCGCAGUCACAUGACCUAAUAGUUGAGUGAAGUCUCACUAUCGUCGGCAUUGCAGUCAUCAUGUGGUUCAGGCCACACAUACGCAGCCAAUACGUAUUAUGACUAUAGCCCUGCUGCUAGCCACCAGAAAUCUGUAGGACAGAUUUACUGUGUCUGCACACUCAUAAUUAGUGAAAUCCAUCCUCCACUUCCUGUCCGAAGUAACACUUAAGAAAAGUCUGAGUGUGCCCACAUUGUGUGACCACUUAAAGCAAGAUACAUGUUCGUGGAAAGGAGGAAGAAAGUCAAAUAUGUUGUUAUCCAGCUUGUGGAUCCCCUUUGAAAUUAUUCCAGGUCAUUUUUUCUGCUUUUCGAAGUUUGUUUGCACUGAGCUAUACUUCAUGGUCACAGUCUGUCUUUACUGUCUGUGUCUGUCUCUUGGUUUCAAUAUGAGUCCAUCUAAACUCCCUCUCCUGCCUAACCUGUGUGCUCUAAACCCCCGAUUAUAGAUGUUGUUCACGGAUAUUAGGGAAUAAAAAUCACAGCUCUGGUUGCUUCCUGAGCCACUUUGUUCCAGAUCAACUACUCAAAGCUGAUUUGUUCCCCCACAUAACCCACCUACCACAUGAUUACACACUUUUGCACACACGUACACUAAAUGACUCACAGGCACACACAGCCCAGAAGCAGCGGCACAGUGGUGGCUGGUAUUUCAGAUGAAAGUAGGUGAGUAUCUGCGUGCUCAUCUCUAAUCCCUGUUUAUGGCUGCAGAUUGAAUCCUGCUGCCCUUCCCCCUCUAUCUCUCACUAUCUCUCUUACAGUGUGGCUCGCAAUCGAUUCAUUUAUUUCUCUUCCCUGAGAAAUACAGCCAGAUGUUAAAAGUGUAUAGCUCAUAGCGUGCAAAGUGUGAAAGCUGCUGUCUACGUUUUGCUUUUGUUUAAGGAUAUGUUUAACCCUUUUGUGAAGGUGUUAUGUUUUGUUUGGACUGUUUACUCUUUAAUCCCACUGUUCCUGAAUGCAUCUUGCUACCAUCGAAAUACAAAAAUGGCGGGUUAUAACUCAGUUUGUUUCUUAUGGUGCUUUGGCGAAACCUGCCAGUUGACAAACCAAUAAACCACUCUGGAAUUAAAACGUCA